Maylandia zebra (zebra mbuna) is the source of this 2560-nucleotide messenger RNA. RefSeq lists its product as uncharacterized. Gene Ontology annotation, molecular function: RNA polymerase II cis-regulatory region sequence-specific DNA binding; DNA-binding transcription factor activity. Gene Ontology annotation, biological process: regulation of transcription by RNA polymerase II. The record is from RefSeq and is a predicted model, not a curated record. NCBI's taxonomy places the organism in Eukaryota, Metazoa, Chordata, Actinopteri, Cichliformes, Cichlidae.
UACCCGGACUUUUGUUUUGGAAAGCCGCUGCUAAGCGGUCGCCAUUAUUCUUCCUGGCUUGACGCUCAAGCUAAAGACGGUUUAUUACUUUAAAAACGUUACAUUUCGAUUUAAACUGUUACAGUCUGUCUGGUGCUGUCGGUUGACCGUCUCUUGAAGUGGUGACGCAUCCUGAGCACAGUAUGGAAAAACGCUAUCAUACUACAAGUGCCCUUCCCUUGGCCUCCCUUCGCCUUAUGGCAUCUCCUCUGCAGCUGACGUAUUCGUACAUCUGGCAGGUCGUACGGCAGAAAAACGUUAAGCAGUAUGGGAAAGUGGAGGAGUUUGUGACCAUGGUGGUACAGACUGUUCCUGACCUCAUGAGUUUCAAACAGACUGCCCAGCUGAUCUUGGGGCUGAGAGCAAGGAUCAUUUUGGAUUUGCUUCGUAAAGACGGUCCACCGGAUUCUAAGGCGAUACAGACUCUUAUAAAUAAAUUAAAGGUCUCCACAUUAUCAGGGAAGGAUGCAGAAGUGGAGAAAUCGCAAACAAAUUUCAUGGUACUGGUCCAGAAUCUGCUUAAGAACCCUACUGAGAGGAAGCGCUUCUUCAGGGAAGUGUUCCCUGUUCAGUAUGGCACAAAGUUUGACACAGCACUGCAGACUCUGAUUGCAGGCUUAGUGUGCAAGCUGGAGCAACUUCUUCCUAUGCCCAAUUUGUCCCAGCUUGGUGCCAUGAUUUCAACGGAGCCCAGUGUUCUGGAGGCAUGUGGAGGCUUUAUCCCUGAUCCAGUGGAUCUGAAGACACUCCUUCUACACCAGCAGGCCAAAGGACUCCUUGGUGUUAAAGCCACUAUCUCGUCUUCAGUGGGCGACUGUGUCCUCUCUUCACUUGCCUUCCGGCCCAAACCUGUUGAUCCACCACCAGAAUCUCCAAAAACAGUAGAGGUCACAGCUAAAGAAACAAACCAAACUUCCGUCAGUGACACCGAAGACGUGGCUGUAAUUUCAGAUGACCCUGACAGCCCAGCAGUCAACAUUUACAGUCCUCCGCGCAGGGGGCGGUAUGAUUUUAAAACACUUUAUAGCUCUGCAUCAAAGGAAAGGAGUGUCACAACAGCAGCUCAAAAGGAGAAUUUGGUGCAGAAAGAGAGUUCUGCACAAGAACAGCCUGCUCCAACUCCGCAGAGCAAAGAGAAUAAUGCACCCCAACCGCCACCAUCAGAAGCAGAGAAACCAGCACCACAGCCACUGCCUUUGAAAUCAAUCCCUUUCAGGGUAGUUACGGUGCCGUGCAAAACUGCUCCCACUUUACCAAAUGCAGAUGGUGCGGGAACAAAAGAUGGCCAGAAGCCCCAGACUCAGCGUGUCACUUUGCAUCAGUGGGUGUCACAGAUAGCCUCCAACUCUCUGUCACUCCCUGCCCUGCCACCUCUUCCUCCACCCAGGCUGAGUGCUGGAGAUGACGCAAGGCCAAGCAUAAGAAGAAAAAAGCAAUUUAGGCCUCUGGGCGACAGGUUUACUUGCAGUGUGUGUGAUAAGAGCUUCCCCUAUCAGUCCAAGCUGAUGGACCACGAACGAAUUCAUACAGGAGAGAAGCCUUUCCACUGCUCAGCAUGCAACAAAAGUUUCCGAACACAGGCUUUCCUAAACAACCACCUCAAGACCCACAACGCAUCUCGUCCUUACGCUUGUGGGCAGUGCGGGAAGUGUUUCACAAAACUCCAGAGCCUGACGAAGCACAUUCUCGCCCACAGUGGGCAAAAGCCAUUUUUUUGUAACAUCUGCAACAAGGGUUUCACGCAGUCCACCUACUUCAAAAGACACAUGGAGUGCCACACAAGCCAGAUGACGUUUCCUUGCAAGCACUGCAAUAAAGUUUUUCCUACGGCUUUCAAGCUGUCGAACCACGAGCGCUGGCACACCAGAGAUCGCCCUCACAUGUGUGAGCGCUGCGGGAAGAGAUUCCUCGUCCCCAGCCUGCUGAAGAGACACAUGGGCUACCACAUUGGCGACCGCCAGUAUCUCUGUUCCCAGUGUGGAAAGACCUUUGUCUAUUUGUCUGACCUGAAGAGACACCAGCAGGACCAUGUCCCCAAAGCAAAGAUCCCAUGUCCUGUCUGCCAAAAGAAAUUCUCCAGCAAGUACUGCCUGAGGGUUCACCUGAGGAUCCACACCAGAGAAAGACCCUACCGGUGCACUAUAUGUGAAAAGACCUUCACUCAGGUUGGCAAUCUAAAGGUCCACAUCAGGCUGCACACCAAUGAGCGGCCCUUCAGCUGCGAUGUGUGCGGGAAGACUUACAAGCUGGCAUCCCACCUGAACGUCCACAAAAGGACACAUACGUGCAAGAAGCCCUGGACGUGCGACACAUGCGGGAAGGGAUUCUCUGUCCCCGGACUUCUGAAGAAACACGAACAGCUGCACACGAGAGAAGCCAACCCUGAUUUCUCCGGUAAGCGGAGGCACAGGGGUAAGCAAAAGAAGCUCUCCCUCAAGAGGAAGUUUGAUGAGGAAGAGGAGGUCAGCGAUGAUUAUUAACUGAAGAAACGCUGACAUUUCAAUAAAAGUGUUUUAAUGUU